Molecule: messenger RNA, 252 nt
Organism: Brettanomyces bruxellensis
Lineage: Eukaryota; Fungi; Ascomycota; Pichiomycetes; Pichiales; Pichiaceae
Exons: 1
Coding region: 1-252 (83 amino acids)
Cellular component (GO): mitotic spindle; DASH complex
Source: RefSeq, a predicted model, not a curated record
AUGUCCGACUUCGAUACAAUCAAAAGCCAAUACUUACGGCAGAUUAGGCAGCAACUUAAGGACGUGGUUAAAAGUGUAGCAAGUCUUGAUCGGUCGAUUUCAGAAGCAGUAAGUGUGAGUGAAGAUUUUAAAGAGGUGGCUGACAUAUGGAAGAAUUUCUAUGAUCCGACGCUGUUGGAUAAGCUGGGGGAGGAGUACGGGAAAAAGAAAGAAGAAGGGAAUGAUGAUGUGAAUGAUGAAGAAGAUAAAUAG